AAAUUGCCGAAUUUAAAAAAAUAGUGGGCAACCUGAUUGAACUGGUAGAUCAGCUUGCAAAAGCCACAGAAAAUGAGAAGAUCAAGGCAAUCGGGGCCCGUAACUUAUUGAAGUCCAUAGCAAAGCAAAGAGAGGCCCAACAGCAACAACUCCAAGCAUUGAUCGCCGAGAAGAAGACGCAGUUGGAAAGGUACCGAGUGGAGUAUCAAACACUGUGCAAAAUAGAAGCGGACCAGAAUGAAUUCAUCGACCAGUUUAUCUUCCAGAAGUAGACCAAGAACUGAUGGCAACCAGCAGACCAAGAGAACUUGACCCAUUCCUGUUGUUCCAAAGCAGGCAAUUCGGACCGGCUGUGAAAGCAUCGACUGAGGACACACCUUCCAAGAUCUCCUCUCCAAUCCGAAGAGUUUUCAUUGUCCCCAAGCAACCUGCCCUGGGGUUGGAGAUAACGAAAAUAACACGAUUGGCAGGUUCCCUGGGAAGAUGUUUGUGAUUGGAUGUGCUUCCAAAGGAUGAGAAGGAAGGAGCAAUUCUUGUAUUUAAGUCUUCUCUUUUUUUUUUAGCAGCUGUUUAUAAUGAGAGUUUACAUCACUAAACAGUAUUUCUCACAGGGUUUGUGCAUCUUCCCCACUUUUUAAGAAAAUAAAAUGCUUUCGAGGAACAA
Molecule: messenger RNA, 664 nt
Organism: Thamnophis sirtalis
Lineage: Eukaryota; Metazoa; Chordata; Lepidosauria; Squamata; Natricidae
Source: RefSeq, a predicted model, not a curated record